This is a messenger RNA of Penicillium salamii, 654 nucleotides long. NCBI's taxonomy places the organism in Eukaryota, Fungi, Ascomycota, Eurotiomycetes, Eurotiales, Aspergillaceae. The record is from the annotation of a GenBank genome assembly.
AUGCUUCUCAAGACUAUCCUCCCUCUCUUUCUGACUGUUCCGUUGAUCGCGGCCUCGAACUCGCUGACCAGGGUUGAACGUCGUCAAUAUGUUGCUGCCAACGAUCUGAACACCGGAAAUUGCAAGGAUACCAUGUUUAUCUUUGCGCGUGGAUCUACGGAGGUUGGGAACGAGGGUACUGUUGUUGGACCCGAAGUCUGCGAUGCCCUGAAGCUGGACCUUGGGGGUAAAGUGGGAUGCCAGGGUAUUGGCGGUGCUUAUACUGCUGGUUUAGCAGAGAAUUUCCUUCCUAAAAACACGGCCCCCCAGGACAUUCAGGCUGCAGUGGAUGUAUUCAACAAGUGCAACACCAAAUGUCCCAAUGCCAAGAUUGUUGCUGGUGGAUACAGUCAGGGAAGUGCCGUCAUCGAUAACGCGAUCCAGAAGCUGGACUCCGACGUGAGGGACAAGGUCAAGGGUGUUGUCCUGUUUGGUUUCACUCGCAACUUGCAGGACAAGGGUCAAAUCCCGAACUACCCUAAGGACCAAACGAAGGUAUACUGUGCUGUAGGCGACCUGGUUUGUGAUGGAACUCUCAUCAUUACUCCCGCCCAUCUGACCUACGGUGCCAAUGCCGGCUCUGCUGCUCGCUUCCUCGCUUCCAAGGUCAAAUAG